Molecule: messenger RNA, 679 nt
Organism: Drosophila teissieri
Lineage: Eukaryota; Metazoa; Arthropoda; Insecta; Diptera; Drosophilidae
Product: rho GTPase-activating protein 39-like
Exons: 3
Coding region: 342-530 (62 amino acids)
Biological process (GO): signal transduction
Cellular component (GO): cytoplasm
Molecular function (GO): GTPase activator activity
Source: RefSeq, a predicted model, not a curated record
CUUUUAAUUUGGUGUUUCGUAUUGCAGUUAUGUCAAUCGGCACCGCGAUCCAUCGUUUGGAGGUUAGCAAGUGGCCUAUCCAUGUGCAAAUUUCACACUACGCAACUGUGUGCUGUCGCCGCUUGGAUCGCAUAGGUAGCAGUGGACGCCGAAUGGCCAAAAAACCAACUUCAUACUCGAAAAUGUUAAAAACAAUUAUAAUAUUUGCUCGAUCCUCAACUUUUAGCAACAAAUCUUAAGGAACAGCAUGUUUGGGAACACGCUUUCUGAAGUGAUGGAUCUUCAAAAAGAUAAAUUUCCUUUCCGCAAGCUGCCCUGGAUACAGACCACAUUAUCAGAGCAUGUGCUUCUGCUCAAUAAAUAAAUCCGAAAUAAAUCAGCUGGUAUACGGUUAUACGGUUCUAACGUAUCUAAUACAUUUCCUGCAACAGUUUGCCAUACCCGAAGUGGUCAGUUGCACCAAGAUGGACUCCUCGAAUCUGGCCAUGGUGUUUGCGCCUUACGCUGUACGUCGGAGGAUCCCAAAGUGAUUCUGGAGAACGCUCGGAAAGAUAUGUCCUUCAUGCGCACUUUAAUUCAGCAUAUGGACACGACGCACGUGGCCAAUCUGGUCUAAUGGGCUGUUGACCAUCAAAAUCGGCCAACGACCUACCUACCAACCUAUCAAUUCUAUAAAAUA